Rhinopithecus roxellana (golden snub-nosed monkey) is the source of this 1034-nucleotide messenger RNA. RefSeq names its product olfactory receptor 6B1. Bases 63 to 998 code for a protein of 311 amino acids. NCBI's taxonomy places the organism in Eukaryota, Metazoa, Chordata, Mammalia, Primates, Cercopithecidae. Gene Ontology annotation, biological process: G protein-coupled receptor signaling pathway. Gene Ontology annotation, cellular component: membrane. The record is from RefSeq and is a predicted model, not a curated record. The transcript has a single exon. Gene Ontology annotation, molecular function: G protein-coupled receptor activity; olfactory receptor activity.
GACCAAGGAGUCUGAUCAAAUGAUUUUUCCUCCCCAGGAGACCUAAGCCCUGUGUCUCCAAUAUGGAACUGGAGAACCACACACGAGUCACCAAGUUCAUUCUGGUGGGAUUCCCUGGGAGCUUGAGUAUGCGGGCAGCCAUGUUUCUGAUAUUCCUUGUGGCCUAUAUUCUGACAGUUGCUGAAAACGUGAUCAUCAUCCUAUUGGUACAGCAAAAUCGGCUACUGCACAAGCCUAUGUACUUCUUCCUGGCCAACCUGUCCUUCUUGGAGACUUGGUACAUCUCUGUGACUGUGCCCAAGUUACUGUUUAGUUUUUGGUCUAUGAACAACAGCAUCUCUUUCACACUCUGUAUGAUACAACUGUACUUCUUCAUUGCACUCAUGUGCACAGAAUGUGUGCUCCUGGCCGCCAUGGCCUAUGACCGAUAUGUGGCCAUCUGUCGUCCACUCCACUAUCUGACCAUAAUGAGCCAUGGGCUCUGCUUCCGCCUCGCUCUUGGUUCCUGGGCCAUUGGCUUUGGCAUCUCCCUGGCGAAGAUCUACUUCAUCUCCCGCCUCAGCUUCUGUGGUCCCAAUGUCAUCAACCACUUCUUCUGUGACAUCUCUCCAGUACUUAAUCUCUCCUGCACAGACAUGUCCAUAGCUGAGUUGGUGGACUUUAUCCUGGCACUGGGCAUCUUCCUUUUCCCACUCUUUAUUACUGUCCUGUCCUAUGGAUGCAUUCUGGCCACCAUCUUACGCAUGCCCACAGGAAAGCAGAAAGCAUUCUCCACUUGUGCCUCCCACCUUGUGGUGGUCACCGUUUUCUAUUCAGCCAUUAUUUUCAUGUAUGCUCGACCUCGAGCUAUCCAUGCCUUCAACAAGAGCAAAAUUAUUUCCAUCUUCUAUGCCAUUGUCACUCCUUCUCUCAACCCUUUCAUUUAUUGCCUAAGAAACCAAGAGGUCAAGGAAGCUCUGAAGAAACUGGCAUAUUGCCAGGCCAGCAGAUCUGACUAGUCAAUUGCAAUUGAUUAGAAAGAAAGGUCGAGUGGG